This is a messenger RNA of Parnassius apollo (apollo), 645 nucleotides long. NCBI's taxonomy places the organism in Eukaryota, Metazoa, Arthropoda, Insecta, Lepidoptera, Papilionidae. The record is from the annotation of a GenBank genome assembly.
UUGACAACGGAGCCCCGCUUCAAGGUUUCAAUCACGGGCUCAAAAUGCUCCGCUUGGACCAUACGGGUCCAAUGCAUCAAGGCUUCGCGACGCUCGCUAGGGGACAAACGGAAUCAGAGAUUUGGUUGGACGGGUCUCUCGAAUUGCGAACAAAUCGACGCAACCAAGCAGUCACUCCUAAGAGCUUAUCGAGAGGGCUGUACCGUUCUAGCAGGGAGAAAUCCCGAGUGGGCUUAUCCUUGCCCACUCUUACUCGGGCUCGUAGGCCAGACAAUUCAAUCGGUUCGGAGUAUUUAUUCUGGCGCCAGAAGGACUGAGACUCAGUCAACCAACUGGGACCCCACCACAGCGGGUGGUCAACCAAAGAGGAGGCUUAACAGCCGCGAGAUGCGCAGUCUGCUGAAUUCAACUCCCCUGACACAUGUCUCCAGCUUAGAGACGUGCCAGAAUUCUGGAUUUUACGCGGUUCACCACAAAGAGCUCAAGAUUGUGAGGUGCAGCUCUGAGCCAACAAAGUACUAUCUCACUGUCCAACCAAGCGUAGACGUCCGUAAUGUCGAUUAUAGACUUACAAAACGAGUGAACGUGGUUGAGGAGUCGCGUGAGAAGAGCGGCUCAGGACAGUUCCAAUUUAAAGAUAGUUAA